GUGUUCUGUAAAAGUGAACCAACCCUCCUAGCAUUCGUGGAGUGGAUGGCAAUGAAUCUUCCUAUGUGGCUGCUGAGUCAUCAGCCGUGUGUGUUUGCUGAUUUUAAGCAAACGAGGAUGUUCUUAUCAAGCUGCUGCCCAAAGUUAACCUGCGUUUGGCAGCAGAUGGUCCGGGGUAAAGUGUACCUGGCUGAAAUAGUCAACAGGCGGAACUACCCGGUAGCGAAAUACCAGCAGAGCAGCAGCAGAGAGGAGAAAUCGCUUCUAAUGGAUAUAAAUGAACUGGAGGAGCAGUAUGACUCCAUACGACAGAAACAAAAAGAACAGACUCAUGUUAUUUUUAAAACUGGUAAAAGUAAACAUGAAAGUGGAGAGUUUUUCAAGCUCCAAGUCAAAACCGUGUCAGUCAACUGCACAGUGAAAAAACCAAAGGCAUUCGAAGAACACCUUCCUGUUAACAAUGUCACACUUGACUUUCCAAACAAAGAUUAUGUUCAGGAUGGCGAAACCCCUUGGCGCACACAUCUAGAUAUUUACCGUGUGCUACAAGCACAGAACACUGGUCAAAAGAGUCACUUGCAGGCCAACAAGGAACCAGAUGAUCAAAAUCAACAGCCACCCUCAAUGAGCAAUAAAGGCCUACUCAAUAAAGGUAGAACUAAGUUAUGUUAUUAUAAAGGAGCCAGUGGUGAAGUAACAACACACAUCACCUGCAAACCCAAUGAAUUAAAGGCAACUCACUCUUUCACCAACCGUAAUCACUGCAUUCCUAAGAUCAAUAAAAGAUUUUCAUUUCCAAAUGAGAGAUCAAGUGUAUGGUCAAGCAAAAAUGGGCUUCUCACUAAAAUAGUACCAGUUGCCAUAAAAGGGGAUCAUUACCCAUUCCCUCAAAUGAAGACUCCAAGGAAGUCUGACACUGCCAAGAACCUUGGCUUGUAUGCCAAGUAGUAUGACAUCUUCACUGAAACAGUAACUGUUAAGCCCUAAAAAGUGACUUGUUCCCUGGAAAUGAAAUUCCAAAUGAAUACACAAA
Hemiscyllium ocellatum (epaulette shark) is the source of this 1033-nucleotide messenger RNA. RefSeq names its product TBC1 domain family member 30-like. The record is from RefSeq and is a predicted model, not a curated record. Bases 46 to 948 code for a protein of 300 amino acids. Lineage: Eukaryota; Metazoa; Chordata; Chondrichthyes; Orectolobiformes; Hemiscylliidae. The transcript has 2 exons.